CAAAGCCCAUCGAGUCGUCGACCUGUUCGCCAAGUGCCAACACGUAGCGAGGGGUUGUAACAAACCCGGAAGAAUCCUCCAAGGUCAAGAAUUACCGGUCCUGUGUUGCUGGUAUAAAAAGCCAUGGAAUCUACAGUAGAUACGUCUGCAUCAACAUGAGGUUUCUGCUGUCGUUUUUCCUUGUGGCGUUGACCACGUGGACUGCUCAAGCCCAGUUCCAGGGACCCGUCUGGGCAUCCAUGCUUCGAUGUCUGGGCACCAACUCUGUCUCUCUUCUCAGUGGAGACAGGCUAUGUGCGACUAGAGAAAUGUUCAGGGGUUACCAGACAAUGCGACGGGCUCGCUGCAGGAACUGCGAAAGGUACUUCCACUGCCAAGCAAAUUACAACGCCGUCAAGAACUGCAAUAAGUCUCAGGCAGCUAAGGACGCCGCAAAGGAAAUCAGCGACUGUCGCGAAAACGUUAGCGGUGAGAGUUGGAAGUACGAGGAAGCUACAAGACACGGCAGAGACCAACACGACUGCGGUGACAAAUUUCUCCGAGCUGUAGAUUGUACCUAUAACCCCAGCAGUCGUAGGUGUGGUUGGAGAUGGCCUCCAGUAGAGUACGCGGCUUAUGGGAAUGAUACUGACCUUGGAACCGAGGAAACUACGACGGUUGUAUAACAAAAUAAAAAUUUAUUUAUUUGCCCGGUA
Molecule: messenger RNA, 695 nt
Organism: Ornithodoros turicata
Lineage: Eukaryota; Metazoa; Arthropoda; Arachnida; Ixodida; Argasidae
Product: serum amyloid A-2 protein-like
Exons: 3
Coding region: 156-665 (169 amino acids)
Cellular component (GO): extracellular region
Source: RefSeq, a predicted model, not a curated record